AUGGAAUUUAGCUGCACCAUUUGUGUUUCCAUCUUUUCCUUUGUUUUUCAAUUCUUCUCUUUCGAUUCUGGAGAUGUACUUGCCAUACCACCACCAUUUUCUAUUAGUCAAGAUGCUUUUUUGCAAUAUUUGUCAUUGGGGAAUAUCACCAUUGAUUUACCAGCUCUUUAUGCGUUUGGGGACUCUUUCAUUGAUCCUGGAAAUAAUAAUUAUUUGAAAACAGUUGCGAAGUCAAAUUACAGUCCAUAUGGAUUAGAUUUUGACGGAAAGCCUACUGGUCGUCCUACUAAUGGAAGAACCAUGGUCGACUUCAUUGCUCAAAUAGCCGGCUUGCCAUUCCCUCCUCCAGCGCUGGAAGUAUCAGAGGCCAACAAGAAGAAUAGUCGGACUGGCGUUAAUUAUGGAUCUUCUUCCGGUGGCAUUCUCCCUACUCCCCGUUCAGUUGAUCAGCUCUUUGGACAUGUCUUAAGCAUGGACGAACAAAUAGCUUUGUUCGAGAAUACAACAAAAGACUUGAAAGAUCAAUUUGACAGCGCAGAAAGCUUUAAUCAAUACAUGUCAAAAUCACUAUUGUUUUUCCACAUUGGAAGCAACGACUUAGGCAUAUUUUGGGAGUUCGAAAGACACUCCAACUAUACUGUUGAGAAAUAUUCUCAAUUUCUCAUCGAUGAAUUAUCGAAGCAGUUGCAGAUUUCUUAG
Messenger RNA from Theobroma umbraticum, 699 nucleotides. RefSeq names its product GDSL esterase/lipase 7-like. Gene Ontology annotation, molecular function: hydrolase activity, acting on ester bonds. NCBI's taxonomy places the organism in Eukaryota, Viridiplantae, Streptophyta, Magnoliopsida, Malvales, Malvaceae. The record is from RefSeq and is a predicted model, not a curated record.